Messenger RNA from Tupaia belangeri chinensis (Chinese tree shrew), 3218 nucleotides. It is a transcript of the gene ILF3, whose product is annotated as interleukin enhancer binding factor 3. The coding region runs from base 112 to 2832 and encodes 906 amino acids. Gene Ontology annotation, molecular function: double-stranded RNA binding; single-stranded RNA binding. Gene Ontology annotation, cellular component: precatalytic spliceosome. Lineage: Eukaryota; Metazoa; Chordata; Mammalia; Scandentia; Tupaiidae. The record is from RefSeq and is a predicted model, not a curated record. The transcript is spliced from 20 exons.
AAAGAUUUUCUGAUCUUGUAGAUAGCUGAAGUAUUGAUAACAUCAAGGAAAUCGGUCACAAUUUGAAAAGCAAAAGUUUGAUUUCCAGACACUACAGAAAAAGAAGUCAGAAUGGCAUUGUACCAUCACCACAUCCUCACGGGAAGAAGGAAGCGUCCCAUGCGGAUUUUCGUGAACGAUGACCGCCACGUGAUGGCAAAGCAUUCUUCGGUUUACCCGACACAAGAGGAGCUGGAGGCGGUGCAGAACAUGGUGUCGCACACCGAGCGCGCGCUCAAGGCUGUGUCCGACUGGAUAGACGAGCAGGAGAAGGGCAGCGAGCAGGCCGAGGCCGACAACAUGGAUGUGCCUGCCGAGGACGAGAGCAAGGAAGGGGCCGGGGAACAGAAGACGGAGCACAUUACCAGAACCCUGCGGGGUGUGAUGCGGGUUGGGCUUGUGGCAAAGGGCCUUCUGCUCAAGGGGGACUUGGACCUGGAGCUGGUGCUGCUGUGUAAGGAGAAGCCCACAACUGCCCUUCUGGACAAGGUGGCCGACAACCUGGCCAUCCAGCUUGCUGCUGUAACAGAAGACAAGUAUGAAAUACUCCAAUCUGUGGAUGAUGCCGCAAUUGUGAUAAAAAACACAAAGGAGCCUCCAUUGUCCCUGACCAUCCACCUGACAUCCCCCGUUGUCAGAGAAGAAAUGGAGAAAGCGGGAGCUGGAGAAACGCUAUCAGUCAACGACCCCCCGGACGUUCUGGACAGGCAGAAAUGCCUUGCUGCCUUGGCGUCCCUCCGACACGCCAAGUGGUUCCAGGCCAGAGCCAAUGGGCUGAAGUCGUGCGUCAUUGUCAUCCGGGUCCUGAGGGACCUGUGCACCCGCGUGCCCACCUGGGGUCCCCUUCGAGGCUGGCCUCUCGAGCUCCUGUGUGAGAAGUCCAUCGGCACGGCCAACAGACCCAUGGGUGCCGGCGAGGCCCUGCGCAGAGUGCUGGAGUGCCUGGCGUCGGGCAUCGUCAUGCCAGAUGGUUCUGGCAUUUAUGACCCUUGUGAAAAAGAAGCCACUGAUGCUAUUGGGCAUCUAGACAGACAGCAACGGGAAGAUAUCACACAGAGUGCGCAGCACGCCCUGCGCCUCGCCGCCUUCGGCCAGCUCCACAAAGUCCUGGGCAUGGACCCUCUGCCUUCCAAGAUGCCCAAGAAACCAAAGAACGAGAACCCAGUGGACUACACCGUUCAAAUCCCCCCCAGCACUACCUACGCCAUUACCCCCAUGAAACGCCCAAUGGAGGAGGACGGGGAGGAGAAGUCUCCUAGCAAGAAGAAGAAGAAGAUUCAAAAGAAAGAGGAGAAGGCCGAGCCCCCACAAGCCAUGAACGCCCUGAUGAGAUUGAACCAGCUGAAGCCAGGGCUGCAGUACAAGCUGGUCUCCCAGACGGGCCCCGUGCACGCCCCCAUCUUCACCAUGUCUGUGGAGGUGGACGGCAGCUCCUUCGAGGCCUCUGGGCCGUCCAAGAAGACUGCCAAGCUGCAUGUGGCCGUUAAGGUGUUGCAGGACAUGGGCUUGCCGACGGGCGCCGAGGGCAGGGACUCGAGCAGGGGGGAGGACUCUGCCGAGGAGAGCGAUAUGAAGCCGGUGCUGGCCCCUCCCCCCAUGGUGGAAGCCAUCUCCAACCCCAGCGCUGUCUACCCCUCAGAUGCCACCGCUGAGAACGUAAAACAGCAGGGGCCGAUCCUCACCAAGCACGGCAAGAACCCCGUCAUGGAGCUCAACGAGAAGCGGCGCGGCCUCAAGUACGAGCUCAUCUCGGAGACGGGCGGCAGCCACGACAAGCGCUUUGUCAUGGAGGUCGAGGUGGACGGGCAGAAGUUUCAAGGUGCCGGGUCCAACAAAAAGGUGGCCAAGGCGUUCGCUGCCCUGGCAGCGCUGGAGAAGCUGUUCCCCGAUGCCCCUCUUGCCCUCGACAUUAACAAAAAGAAGAGAGCCCCGGUGCCCGUCAGAGGGGGCCCCAAGUUUGCUGCUAAGCCGCACAGCCCUGGCUUUGGCAUGGGUGGCCCCAUGCACAACGAGGUGCCCCCGCCCCCCAGCCUUCGAGGCCGGGGACGAGGAGGCAACAUCCGCGGGCGAGGCCGAGGGCGAGGAUUUGGUGGUGCCAACCAUGGAGGCUACAUGAAUGCUGGCGCUGGCUACGGCAGCUACGGGUACGGCGGCAACUCGGCCACGGCCGGCUACAGUCAGUUCUACAGCAACGGAGGGCAUUCUGGGAAUGCUGGUGGUGGCGGCGGCGGGGGCGGUGGCAGCUCCUCUGGCUACAGCUCCUACUAUCAAGGUGAUGGUUACAACUCGCCGGUGCCCCCUAAGCACGCCGGGAAGAAGCAACCGCACGGGGGCCCGCAGAAGCCCUCCUACAGCUCGGGCUACCAGUCACACCAGGGCCAGCAGCAGUCCUACAACCAGAGCCAGUACAGCGGCUACGGGGCCCCGCAGGGCAAGCAGAAGGGCUACAACCACGGCCAGGGCAACUACUCCUACUCCAACUCCUACAGCUCCCCCGGCGGGGGCGGCGCCGACUACAGCUACGAGAGCAAAUUCAACUACAGCGGUGGAGGCCGGAGUGGCGGGAACAGCUAUGGCUCUGGCGGGUCGUCCUACAACCCGGGCUCACACGGCUACGGCGGAGGUUCUGGGGGCGGCUCCUCAUACCAGGGCAAACAAGGAGGCUACUCACAGUCAAACUACAGCUCGCCGGGGUCCAGCCAGAACUACAGCGGCCCGCCCAGCUCCUACCAGUCGUCACAGGGCGGCUACGGCAGGAACGCAGACCACAGCAUGAACUACCAGUACAGAUAAGGCCGCGGCCGCCCUCCUGCACUUGCUCCCCAUUGGAAGAUUGGUUUAUGCAUCACAGUUACCAUGUCAGCCGGCCCCGGCCUCGCCCCCGUCCACGUUGCCGUGUCGUGCGGUGCAGCGGGUCAGUCCCUUGACCUGUCCUGUGACCCAUAUUUAGCCGUGUUUGGGACUCCAUGUCUUCAAUGGUUUGUUAGUUGCCAUGACGACUUUGUCUGGGUAGUUUUUGAGUUCCCGCAGUUCAGUAUCCCUCUGUCUAUUUACAAUUGGUGUUAGUGUUAACGCAGUUUGUCUUUAAAUAGUCACGGAAGGGAUACGGCAUCUGUUAAUGCUUUUGUGAAGUGAGUUAAACGAGCUUUCUGUAUUUUAAUGCUUUAGUGUUUCAGUUU